This is a messenger RNA of Ctenocephalides felis (cat flea), 2302 nucleotides long. RefSeq names its product ATP-binding cassette sub-family G member 4-like. Gene Ontology annotation, cellular component: plasma membrane. NCBI's taxonomy places the organism in Eukaryota, Metazoa, Arthropoda, Insecta, Siphonaptera, Pulicidae. Gene Ontology annotation, molecular function: ATP hydrolysis activity; ATP binding; ABC-type transporter activity. The coding region runs from base 152 to 2302 and encodes 716 amino acids. The record is from RefSeq and is a predicted model, not a curated record. The transcript has 9 exons.
GCCCGUGUUGCAUAGUAAAAUCGAAUCAGUCAGUUCGCGCUAGUCAUGCAGCAAUGACGCUUGUGUUAUACCGUUGAUAUAAAUCGAUUUCGAAGUUGUUUUUGAGUUUAGUGUGUAUAAAUAAAUAUUAAUUAAAAUUUAAAAUUUCGAUAUGUCUGAGCGAAUGAAGUGUUUUAAUAAUGAUGGUGAAUGCAGUAGCCUACAAGUUACUAAUCGAGAGGAUAUUGCUUUGCAUGAUAGGAAGAGCGGAUCGGUGAAGGUAGAGAUCACUGCUCUUCAGCAGCCCUUGGGACAGUCCCAACAGAGGACGUUGACGCACCUGGUCAAGAGAGACCCGGUUGAGUUGGCCUUUCAUGACCUGACAUACAAAGUCACCGAGGGCAGAAAGAAAAAUGUGAAGACAAUUCUUCAUGCAGUUAGCGGCCGCUUGAGGUCAGGCGAGCUGACUGCCAUUAUGGGACCUUCGGGUGCUGGAAAAAGUACUUUGCUGAAUAUUCUUACUGGAUAUAUGACCGAAGGAAUGGACGGUUCCAUAACUAUGAACGGCGAGGAGCGUAAUCUAAGUCGAUUCCGCAAGUUGUCCUGCUACAUAAUGCAAGACAAUCAACUUCAUAAUAAUCUUACCGUACAAGAAGCGAUGCAUGUCGCCACCAGUUUGAAACUCAGCAGCGACACUGAUCCGGAACAUAAGCAACAAGUUAUUAAAGAAAUCUUAGUCACAUUGGGCUUGGAUGAACAUCGUCGUACUUUGACUGGAGAUUUAUCUGGUGGUCAGAAGAAACGUCUGUCAAUUGCUCUCGAGUUGGUUAACAAUCCACCAGUUAUGUUCUUUGACGAACCCACAUCUGGUCUGGAUUCUUCAUCCUGCUUCCAAUGUAUAUCUUUGUUGAAGCAGUUGUCUCGUGGUGGAAGAACUAUUAUCUGUACAAUUCACCAACCUUCUGCCAGAUUGUUUGAAAUGUUCGAUCAUUUAUAUACAUUGGCGGAAGGGAAAUGUGUCUAUCAAGGAUCCACUGGCCAACUAGUUCCUUUCCUCGGCGGUCUCGGUUUGCAAUGCCCGGCUUACCACAACCCGGCAUCCUUCGUGAUCGAGGUCUCCUGCGGCGAGUAUGGUAAUCAUAAUGCUCAGCUCGUCAAAGCCAUUCGAAAUGGAAAGAACGACAUCAGAAGCUCCCAGAACACCAUCACGAAUGGCCUUAAUAAUCUAACAGCCGCGGCUAAUGGCAAUGGUAAUGGGGUUUACAAGAACGGAAAUGCACAGAUUCAUAAUGUUAACGAAUUGCGCCACGAUGCUGAAGAGAAGUUCUCUGAGAAAGGACAUGAUAAUAAUGGAUCACUGGUGCCGCAGUAUAUGGUCAAUGAACUACUGAAAAAUGGACAAGUUCUGCCUAUGCAAAAGGAAACUAAUCCAGACAAUGUCACUGUGGCUUUAUUGGAUCCAGGAGCAAAUCCUAAUAGCUAUCCCACUUCUGAACUUCAACAGUUCUGGGUUGUACUCAAGAGAACACUUUUAUUCAGCAGAAGAGAUUGGACCCUUAUGUAUUUGAGAUUAUUCGCACACAUUCUCGUUGGUUUCCUAAUCGGUGCAUUGUAUUACGACAUCGGAAAUGAUGGUGCCAAAGUUCUCAGCAACUUGGGUUUCUUGUUUUUCAACAUGUUAUUCCUUAUGUACACUUCUAUGACCAUUACUAUUCUUUCAUUCCCGCUCGAAAUGCCGGUUUUGUUGAAGGAACAUUUUAAUCGGUGGUAUUCAUUAAGAUCAUACUAUUUGGCAAUUACUGUGUCGGACAUUCCUUUCCAGACGAUCUUCUGCAUAAUCUACGUUACCAUCGUGUAUUUCCUGACAUCUCAACCACUUGAGAUAGCUCGUUUCUCGAUGUUCUUGGGUGCUUGUCUCCUGAUCUCAUUUGUUGCCCAAAGUGUCGGAUUGGUAGUAGGAGCUGCAAUGAACGUCCAAAAUGGAGUAUUUUUGGCACCUGUGAUGUCUGUACCAUUCCUGCUCUUCUCUGGAUUCUUUGUAUCUUUCGACGCGAUACCAGUUUACUUGCGCUGGAUCACUUAUUUGAGUUACAUCAGAUAUGGAUUCGAAGGAACAGCUUUGGCAACUUACGGUUUUGCCAGAGAGAAACUAAAAUGUUUCCAAGUCUACUGCCAUUUCAAGAAUCCCGAAACCACUUUGGAAGAAUUGGAUAUGUUGGAUGCUGAUUUUACCGUCGAUAUCAUUGCUCUUAUUGUCAUAUUCGUGGUACUAAGAGUUGCGGCCUUUCUCUUCUUGAGAUGGAAACUGAAGACCACACGAUAA